UGAUGAUGAUGAUGAUGAAGAGACGAUGAUGAACUGCGACUUCAACUUCUAGUGCUCCUUCACACAAGCUUUUUUCAAAGGUCUCAUCCUGACAGGGCUCUCUUCUCGGUUCCUCUCUAUUCCUCUCUCGACCAGAAUACCCUCCCAAACCUUGCUUUCUGACACUUCUCCCCCCCUGCUCUACCUUUCCCAACCCGACAUCUAGACUGGCCAUCAUCCCUCUGAUCACUUUGAAACAUUUACCACUCUCUGUCAAGGCGCAACUCCAGAUACAGGUAAUUCUAAUCAAUCAAAACAGGUAUCCUGACGUGUGAGCGGGAGGUUGCCCUUAUCUGCGUAUCAUAUUGGACCUACCAUGGAGUCGCAAACAGCUCAGUCAAUGAGCGCAGAUGAGAUUGCGCUGUAUGACCGCCAGAUCCGUCUUUGGGGAGUAAAGGCUCAGGAAAAGCUGCGAUCCGCGAAAAUUCUUCUUAUUACGUUCAAGGCUUUGGCGAACGAGGUUGCCAAGAAUUUGGUGCUUGCAGGUAUCGGUUCUCUUACAAUCAUUGACCAUGAGACUGUAAAGGAGGAGGACCUCGGCGCGCAACUUUUCGUGACAGAAGAUUGUCUCGGUCAAAAUCGAGCACAAGCUGCAGCUCCAGCUGUGCGUGCCAUGAACCCUCGGGUACAGCUCCAUAUCGACACGGAAGAUGUUCACCUCAAACAACCUGAGUUCUUUGCACAGUUUGACAUCACUAUUGCCACGGAACUUGACUUUCAUACUUACACUACUAUCAAUGCCGCUUGUCGUAUAGCAAAUCGUCCCUUCUACGCUGCCGGUCUGCACGGUUUCUACGGUUUCGUUUUCGCGGAUCUUAUCUCCCACGAUUUUGUGAUCGAGAGGUCCAAGUCCAACGUGCCAUCCGUCACCCAAGAGACUCCGACUCGGAGUAUCUUGGAUAUUACAACUAAAAGGGAGAGGGAGAAUGACAAGGUCAUUGAAAUGGUAACCAAGCGCGAAGUGUACUCCCCUCUGAUCCUCGCCAACACUUCUCCGCUCCCCGAAGAGUUCACACGCCUUCCUCGCAAACGCAGACAGGUCACUCCGUUGCUUACUUGUCUUCGUGCUUUGUGGGAAUAUCAGAAACUUUCCGCCGGCGCCCUCCCAACCUUCUCCCCGCAGGACCUAGAGGUCUUUACGAAACUCGCGCGAGACGGCCAUCAGGAGCUGAAGCUGGACAUAGCAACCCUCGAUGCCGGGUUCUUGCGUACCUUUUUGCAGAAUUUGAACAGCGAGCUGAGUCCCGUGGCAGCGUUCGUUGGUGGCAGUCUUGCACAAGAUGUAAUCAACGUGCUCAGUGCUCGCGAGCAACCUCUCCAGAACAUGCUACUAUUCGACGGUGAACGUUCAACCGCUCCGAUCUAUCCCCUGCACCCUAUUUUCCCGCCCGAGGUCGAUAACAUCCUUCCUGCCGUGAUCCCAGUUCCGAAUCCAAUUCCUCUGGAUGGGCCUCCUGUUCUGGCACCUUAAAUGGCCCAGAGAGCAAUGGAUGUUCCGUCGGGAUGGGUAAAAGAGGCACUGAGACACGGCAAGAGAGAGAGAACCAUCUCCUUAGAGUAUGGUGACAGAAUUGAGCGGUUGAACCUCUUGAUUCAAUGCUGUGGGCGGUGCGUUGCUUGCUUGGGUUGCGCUUGCG
Molecule: messenger RNA, 1676 nt
Organism: Aspergillus saccharolyticus JOP 1030-1
Lineage: Eukaryota; Fungi; Ascomycota; Eurotiomycetes; Eurotiales; Aspergillaceae
Product: E1 ubiquitin-activating protein AOS1
Exons: 4
Coding region: 356-1510 (384 amino acids)
Biological process (GO): protein sumoylation
Cellular component (GO): SUMO activating enzyme complex; cytoplasm
Molecular function (GO): SUMO activating enzyme activity
Source: RefSeq, a predicted model, not a curated record